CUUCUCUCUCCUCUCCUCUUGAUCAGUCAUCGCUGUCCGGACAGAACCAUAGCAUGACUACCUACACAGAUAAAGGGGAGAAGCCCGAGAAGGGAAAAUUUGUAAAGUUCCACCAUGUGACCUUCUGGGUGGGCAAUGCCAAACAGGCGGCUGUGUUCUACUGUGACAAGAUGGGCUUCGAGCCAGUGGCCUACAAGGGUUUGGAGACCGGCAGCCGAGAGGUGGUGUCCCAUGUCAUCAAACAGGAUAAGAUAUUAUUUGUCUUCGAAUCUGCUCUGAAUCCAGGAAAUGAAGAAAUGGGGGAACACUUGAUGAAGCAUGGGGAUGGGGUCAAAGACAUUUCUUUCCAAGUGGAGGACCUUGAAUUCUUAAUCAAGAAAGCUAAAGAGCGAGGGGCGGUGGUGGUCAAGGAGCCUUGGACUGAGCAAGAUAGCCACGGCAAAGUCAAGUAUGCUGUCGUUCAGACGUAUGGCGAUACAACACACACUCUCAUUGAGUACCUGGGUCCCUACAAAGGCCUGUUUCUGCCCGGAUACAACGCCUCUGUGGUAAAGGACUGCCUGCUACCCAAACUGCCGCCAGGACUUCUAAACUUCAUCGAUCACAUUGUGGGAAACCAGCCAGACGAUGCGAUGGUGCCCGUGUCAGACUGGUAUCAGAACUGCUUGCUGUUUCACCGGUUCUGGUCGAUAGAUGACAAACAGAUCCACACACAGUACAGCUCCCUGAGGUCAAUCGUAGUGACCAACUAUGAGGAGACCAUCAAGAUGCCAAUCAACGAACCUGCUCCUGGCAAGAAGAAGUCGCAAAUCCAGGAGUAUUGUGACUACAAUGGAGGGCCUGGUGUCCAGCACAUCGCCCUGAACACAUCCGACAUCAUUCAAGCUAUUGUGAACCUCCGAGCCCGGGGGAUGGACUUCCUGGCGGCCCCUGAUGUUUACUAUGAGAGCCUGAGGGAGAACCUCAAGACAUCUAAGAUCAAGGUGAAGGAGGACCUCAAGAGGCUACAGGAACUGAAAAUCUUAGUUGACUUCGAUGACAAGGGCUACCUGCUCCAAAUCUUCACCAAACCCGUGCAGGACCGACCAACCCUUUUUUUGGAAGUCAUUCAGCGUCACAACCACUUUGGCUUCGGGGCAGGAAACUUCAAGUCUCUGUUCGAGGCCAUUGAGAAGGACCAGGAUGCCAGGGGCAACCUCACCGCUUACAACUAAUAUCCCACCACCAUUGUACGGCUACACCAACGAAGCCAAGUUUAAUAUGUUGUACUGAAUGUUCAAUGUUGUAUGGCUUUGCUUAAAGAGAUUUAGGACAGAGAUUUAGCACCUAUUUUGAUAAAUGUAUGGGACAAGUUCUUGAAAGCAAUUACAAAAGCAAUCUGUGAAAUUUCUCUAUUCUACGAUCACUGCGACAACAUGCCUGAGCUUUCCACCUUUUACCUUUGUGAGGUAAGCGGCAGCAUAUAUCUGGCCAGUGACAACACGAUGAUAACUCUGAUACAUGACUGAAAAAUGGACAUGAAUUGAAUGACCUAGUUUUACAAUGGGAUUUGUCAGAUAAAUACAAGAACAACAACAACAAAAAACAGGUUAAUUUUACAUAGAAUUUAGACCAUAUUCAGCACCAGAGGUUUUUAUUUGAAAAUAAUUUAUUUGCAUAUAAUUGGAAUGAAGCCAGGUUGAUACAUCUGUGAUGGCACAUAGUUUCAUAUAGAUAUUGUUUCUAUACAGAAAGCAUGUAGUAUUUUUCAAAACCUGGACCAAAAAAAAAAAAAAAUGGAUAAAUAUAUUAGUAAAUAAAUAUAUUAGUGACAUAUCACCAUAUUGAAAUGUUCUAUUAUAUAUAAAAUACAACACUUUAUUUCA
Messenger RNA from Salmo salar (Atlantic salmon), 1865 nucleotides. It is a transcript of the gene hpda, whose product is annotated as 4-hydroxyphenylpyruvate dioxygenase a. Gene Ontology annotation, molecular function: 4-hydroxyphenylpyruvate dioxygenase activity; metal ion binding; lactoylglutathione lyase activity. Lineage: Eukaryota; Metazoa; Chordata; Actinopteri; Salmoniformes; Salmonidae. Gene Ontology annotation, cellular component: Golgi membrane; endoplasmic reticulum membrane. The record is from RefSeq and is marked provisional. Gene Ontology annotation, biological process: L-tyrosine catabolic process.